AUGAGUGAAGUUAUAAAGUUUCAAUAUAAAAAUUACAGAACGCUUUUCUUUACAUUAAUCAAGAAUCAAAUACCCAGUGAAGCUCAUAAAAUAAACCUUAAAUUAGGGAGACUUCAACCCCAAUUAACUCAAAAUGAAUCCUUCUUUUGUGACACUACAACAAUUCCAAAAAAGAGCAAAAAUAUUCCACAAUCUGUUCAUGAGCUUCGACCUGGUGAUAUCGAUAUUGUUGGUGCAAUUGGAGAUUCACUGACUGCAGGUAACGGUGGAAUGGCAACAAAUAUCUUCCAAGUUACUAUAGAAAGCAAAGGUGUUUCUUUUUCUAUCGGUGGUGAAAAAACAUGGAGAGAAUAUUUAACAAUUCCUAAUAUUCUGAAGGAAUUCAAUCCAAAUGUCUAUGGAUAUUCUGUUGGAGAUGGAUUAACAAUAUUUAAAUCAUCGAAAUUCAACGCAGCUGAACUUGGAGCUAUGUCAAGAGAUACGCCAUAUAUGGCAAGAGUUUUGAUUAAUAGAAUAAAAACUGAUCCUAAUGUUAAACCUUAUCAUUGGAAGCUAAUAACAUUUUUAAUCGGUUCGAACGAUUUUUGUUUAGAUUUUUGUCAUCGUCAACAUCCUGAAGAAAAAGUUAAUGAGCAUGAGAGAGAUUUAUUGAAUGUUUUCAGAACAAUCAGAGACAAUUUAAAUCGAACAAUGUUAAAUGUUGUUUUACCACCAAAUAUGAAAGUUCUAGUCAAUUUUAAAGGAAAACCAGAACAAUGUGAGUUUAUGCACAAGUUUGAAUGUCCCUGCUAUUUUGGUUCGAACAGGAAGAAAAACCACGAAAAAUAUUUCAAAAUCGCUGAAGAAUGGAACAAAAGAGUAAUAGAAGUAGCCAAUCGUGAUGAGUUUCAUGAUCGAAAAGAUUUCACAAUAAAUGUUCAACCUUUUGUUAGAAAUUUUGUCUUUCCAACACUAUCGAAUGGAUUACAUGACUUUACUUAUAUGUCAAUGGACUGUUUUCAUUUAUCACAAAAGGGAUAUGCGAUGGCUUUUUCUACCCUUGUCACAAAACGUCAAGAACCGACAGAAGUCAAAAGUCACAAAUUCUCUUUGUCAACACCAGUAUAUGAUGAAAAAUUUUUAUUGGAUGAAAAAAAUAUUGAAAACAUAAAUGAAAAUAUAAAACUCAGGAAAGGUGUUGGUGAUAUAUUUAAGGUUCAUGAAUUGAGGAAUAAUUUGAAAUGUCAAAAUCUCAGCCAUGAGGAAAAUAUCAAACUUAACUUACAAUUACAAGAGGAAUUUAAGCGAAUCCCCAAUAAUACACAUCCGGAUGUUAAACAUUAUGGUGAUCAUCCCAAAGUAAUUGGAUAUUAUAAUAAAAAACCAGAAUUUAACCAUAAACCUUUGGACUUCGCUGAUAUAUGCAAAGCAUUUAACAUUCUUCGAACAGAACAUAUGGGAAAUUUUUCCGGUUCAAAAAGUUAUAUCCUUAUGAAAGAGUUAGCGGAAUUAGAGCAAGCUCUUAUACGAUAUACAUUAGAAGAAAUAUUAAAGCAUGGAUUUCGUUUAAUGUCAGUUCCUGAUAUUCUUCCUUCGGAAGUCAUUAAAAGUUGUGGAAUGACAACAGAUGGAGAAAGAAAUCAAGUCUAUCGUUUACUUCCGUCAAAUUUAUGCCUUUCUGGAACAUCAGAAAUGGCUCUUGCUGGGUAUUUUGCAGGAAAUAAACUUAAAGAAAAAGAACUGCCGGUGAAAGUUGCAGCUGUUAGUCGAUGUUUUAGAGCAGAAUCGUCAAGUGUUCUCGAAGAGAGAGGAAUUUUUCGUGUUCACCAGUUUACAAAAGUAGAAAUGUUUUCAGUAUGUAGGCCAUCAGAAUCACCAUUGAUUCUCGAUGAAUUUAAAGAAAUUGAAAUCAACUUGUUCAAAAAUAUUGGAAUUCACUUUCAACUUCUUGAUAUGCCACCAAGUGAACUUGGUGCACCAGCUUAUAGAAAAUAUGACAUUGAAGCAUGGAUGCCAGGUAGAAAUAUGUGGGGAGAAAUUUCAAGUUGCAGUAAUUGCACCGAUUAUCAGUCGAGGCGAUUAAAUAUAAAAGUUGAAGAGUCAGACGAGUUUGCUCAUACAGUUAAUGGAACUGCUUGUGCUAUUCCUAGAAUGCUCAUUGCUAUCAUCGAAUCCUUUCAACAUGAAGACGGAACGGUAUUAAUUCCAAAAGUUCUUCAGAAAUAUAUGCGUUGUGAAAAGAUCAUGAAGAAUAAAACUCUUCCUAAAUUAAAGCUCAUAAAAAGUCUUACAAGUGAAAAAAGUUAA
Molecule: messenger RNA, 2286 nt
Organism: Clunio marinus
Lineage: Eukaryota; Metazoa; Arthropoda; Insecta; Diptera; Chironomidae
Source: the annotation of a GenBank genome assembly